GUCCCACUGCUGGUCUGCUCCCUCUGAGGGACCUGCUCAGCUUCUCCUGCCCUCCCUGAGGCAGCCAGCUCAUCCUCAGCAGCUACCACUCAACAUUCUCGUACUGUACCUGAGUCUUGAAGCCUUCCAGUUACUCCUGGAGUCCCCUCCAGACCUUGGUUAGAGGUGGGAGGAGGCUCCAGGUGACCACAGAGGGCAGAGCAUAGAGGCUGUCCCAUCCCUUCUCCUCCUGGAGACCCCAAAUUUACCCAGCCUGAGGACAUAUCCCUGCAUGCCUGGGUAAUCUGCUGCACCAUGCAGGAGCCUGGGCACAUGCCCCUGCCUUUGAGGGAGCUUUCCACACGCCGAGGCUGCCCCUGCACAUCCCCAGAGGAGCUGGCAGGGCCCAGCCUCUCCUGGGGGAACAUGGACUGAAAGAGGAGCUUUGCCAGCCCCCAGCUGCCAGCACCCCUUGCCUGGACCCUGAUGGACUCAGAGGCAGGACUGCAUUACCAUGGUGAUGAUCUUAACCAAAACUCGGGAAAACAAAGGUGCUGACUCUGUAACAUGCAGGACUGAGCUGCACACUCCAAAGAUGAGUCAAGGACCUACCCUCUUCUCUUGUGGCGUGAUGGAAAAUGACAGAUGGAGAGAUCUCAGCAGGAAAUGUCCACUCCAGCUGGAGCAGCCGGCCGCCAGCAUCUGGGACUGCCUGGACAAGGGCGAGGAGGGCUCGCGGUGGCCGAGGGAUGCGGCCGCCACCUGCUCCGUCACCAACCUGAUCAAGGACCUGAGCCUCAGCGACCCCCACGGCCACCCCUGCGCCCCCCCCAGCAAGCGCCAGUGCCGCUCGCUGUCCUUCUCGGACGAGAUGUCGGGCUGCGGCACCUCCUGGAGGCCGCUGGGCUCCAAGGUGUGGACGCCGGUGGAGAAGAGGCGCUGCUACAGCGGCGGCAGCGUCCAGCGCUACUCCAACGGCGCGGCCACCAUGCAGAGGAGCUCCAGCUUCAGCCUGCCCGCCCGCUCCAACCCGCUGUGCGGCGGCCAGCCCAGGAAAGCGGCGGCUGGAGGGCAGGGCGGGGACAGGGGGGACAUGCAGAGGUCCCUGUCCUGCUCGUGCUCCGAGUACGGCGCGGCCUGCAGGCCGCAGCUGGGCCUGGCCCGCAGCCGCUCCCAGCCCUGCGUCCUCAACGACAAAAAGGUGGGAGUCAAGCGCAGGAGGCCCGAGGAGCUGCAGGAGCAGCGGCCCUCGCUGGACCUCGCCAAGAUGACCCAGAACCGCCAGACUUUCAACAGCCUCAGCUGCCUUAGCUCCACGGCCGAGUUGGGCUCCCAGCGGCUCCCGGGCCCCCAGCCAUGGCCCGCGGCCCCCGAGGUGAUGCCGGGCAGGACCCCCGCCUGCACCCCGGUCCCGGAGCCACCGCGGGCCGGGCCUGGCCACCAGGCCAGCAGGGAUGAGCUGUGCUGCGAGGAGGAGGAGGAGAGCGCCGGCAAGGAGGAGGACAGGGCAGCCUGGAGGAGCGGGGGGCCGGGCAGCGAGAGCCUCUUCCAGCUGGACGGAGAGAUCGACAUCGAGCAGAUCGAGAACAACUGAGCAGGCAGCAGCUCUUCUCGCCCUGGGGUCUGGGGGCUGCCAGCAGAGCCACGAGGGCUCCUCGUGUCCAGCGAGCUUGUGGGGUCCUGUCACUGCUCCCCUCCUGCCUGCUGGAGGGGGCGAAGCAGCUUUGCCAAAAUUUCAUCAGGUAUUUAGAGGAAUUCGUGUGCAUGCGUGUGUAAAUCUUGAAAUUCUUUGUAACUACUGUAGCCAGAGAUCAGCCAGUGGGAGGAAAGUGCCUGUCCCACAGGGAAACCAGCACGGGGAUCUCCAAAAACUCUGAAUCCACGAGUAAAUGGCUGUUCCAGGAUAGGGAGCUGAUGGAGCUGGCCAGGUUCCCACAGGUCCCACCUGUGCUAGUUCAGAAAGGGGUGCACAAGGAGAAACCACCACCCCUGGGGCUGGAGAAGGGGAGGGAAAAGCAGAAUAUUGAGAUUUGCAAACCAAGCACUGGCUGGUGGCUGCCAGGGUGGCCGUAGUUCCUUUUCUCUCCUCAUUCCCCAUGUCCCUGGCAGUGCUGUGACAAGGAAAUCACAAGUGGAGUGUUUUGCUUCAAUUUAAUAAUGGCAAGAGCUGGAUUUUUACUCCUUUAUUUUUAGUUUUCCUUUUCCUGAUGAGGAAUUAAACAGAUCCCUGGCCCAUGUGGGGCAGCAUCCAUAGCAGAGUUGGCUGGGCACUGCACUGGGAUGCUCAAAUGCCUUCCUUUCUCUCAACUCUUUUGGGAAAAAAAACCCUACUCAGGCUCAGUGCCACCCUCAUUUGGGUUCCCAACACCCUGUUUUGAGCAGGGCUGGGCUGUUUACCCAUUUACCAGCAGCUGUGCCCACUUUGCUACCCAGGGCACUGCUGCCACCCUCUUUUUUUUGGCUUUACUGUGAAGGGCUGCCUGCCCAAGGCACGUCGUGGAGGGGUUACUUGACAAAGUCAGCUGGCAAGAAGCUGAAAAUCCAGGUAGCAGCACUGAAAGCUUUUCCUCUUCCUGUGCCUUUUUUAAGCACAGAUAAAGUGGUGACCAUUAUGUUUGUACGAUAUGAAUUCUCUUUGCUAAAAAUAAGCUGUCACUUGCUAACAGGUUUAGAAGGACGCAUAUAUUUUUUUCUCCCUCUGUUUUUUUUUUUUGUUUUUUUUUUUUUUUUUUUUUUUUUUGUUUUGUUUUGUUUUGUUUUUUUUUAAUUAUUUGUUUGUUUGUUUAAAGCUCUAGGAAAGCUGUACAAAUGGCUUCCAGCAUCUUUUGGAUUCCUUCUGCUGGUUCCUUCAAGCUCAGGGUCACUUCCUGAGCUUUGCAAACAUGAGAAAGGAAAAAAACCUUUGAUACCAAGAGCAGUUGAAGACAGGACAUUUUUAAAGGGGUUCAGCACCCCUGCUGGCAAUGCCUUGAGGGUCCAUAACUCAGAAAGGCUGAGAGCUGCUGGUACAGGUUUAAUUCAUCAUUUCUGGUUAUGUUAGUGCACUUUUUUCCACAGUGGUUUGGGAUGCAUGUGGCAUCUCCCUCCACAGUGGAACCCAUUGGUUGUUACCCCUGUCCUGGCUCUGCAGAGAUUUUGCUGGUGGCUGUGGCUGUGGCCACUCCCUCCAGGCAAGCAGGAUGAGCCCCAGAUAUUUGGGGAGGGGAUGACAGGGAUGUCUUUUAUUUUUGGGGAACCCUCCAGCUCUUUUAAAGUGUCACUUGUUGCAUCACUUAGAAGAAAAUAUAUCUUGGGUUAAUUUUUAUCUCUUCUGUUUUGGAGGGUCCAGCCAUGCCAGUGUUUUCCCAGGCUGCUGCCCCUCUGUCUGUGCCCCUGCAGUGGCACCUUCACAGCACAGUUCUUGGCUUUGAGUCUUCCUGAUGUUCCAUCCAUCUCUCCCCACCACUGACAUGUCCUGGUCUCGGAGCACACAGCUCCUGCUGGCCACAGGCACCUCCUCAGCUGAGCAAAAAAGGGCAAAUGCACCCAAAUCCAUGUCUGGUGCCACCACAGAGCUCCGGGUGGGCUCUGGCGUGGGCAUCCCCAGGGCUGGAAUUCCUAAGGGCUUCUCUUUUCUUUCCAAGGGCUGCUCCUGGUGCCAUGCUAACCCCCCAGAGUGGGAAGGUGGCCAAUGGGCCACGGCCCAGCUGUCCUGGACCUGGUGGCCAUUGGGCCACAGCCCAGCUGUCCUGGCUGUAGCCGUAGCAUUCAGUUUACAUUCAGCACAACCCGUUUGCCUUACUAAAAAUGCUUCUCCAAUGAGUCAUGGCCUUACACUGGGCACGUUGGCGUAGGCACAACUACAGUUAGCGACAGUUUUGAGGCCACAGUGGUGUUCUGUUGGAUAUUUCUUGUUGGGUUUUUAUGAUUUCAUGUACUUAUUCUCAGUUUAAGAAAGCCUUACUUUUAAAUUUUUUUUCUCUCUCUCUCUCUCUCUGUAGAGGUAAAACAUUUGUGGAUUUAUAUAUAUAUAAAUAUAUAUAUAAAUAAAGUAAUUAAAAUAUUAAAUAUAAUAUAGUAUGUGCCUCAGAUUCAGGGGACAUCCUGUUGAUUGUAAAGUCAGAAGUGGCGUUGCUCCCCUGGUGUCAGGAGAUCUGUCCCCUCCACAGUGGAGAGCAGGGCAUCCCCUGGGGGUCUUGAUCUUGGUUUGUAAAGAACUUCACCUGUUACACAGAUGCUUUGGGAGCCCCCAAACCCCCCGGCACACCCCUGCCGGCUGCCAGAAUGUGAUACUGAAGUAAUAUGCAGACAAGGGAUGUUAUUCCUUGCUAGGUAGCUAAAAUAGGCUCAUUAUAGUGAAGGGACUCAGUGGAUUGUCCAAGGUGUGACCCAGUCUGGGCAGCAGCUGAUUUGGGAUGACACCAAAGCUGUGGCAGCAGCAAUAACGGUUCUUCAUCCUGAAAAAAAUAGGAUUUUAAAACAGAAAGUCUUAGCAGGCACACAAGAGUUUGCUGUGUGUUUUGCAGAUGUAGCUCUUUGAGCCUGUCCUAUGAAAGAGUACAUUAAGGAAAAAAAAAAAAGAAACCAAGGAAAAGAAGCAUUUGUAAAAUAGAUUGUAAUUUUUCCACGUGCUAGCAUAGCCUGUUUGGCCAAUAAAGUUGUGUUUCAAGUGCAUUGUUUAAAGCUCCUGGCUGCCCAGCCAGCAGACUGACGUAGGAUGUUCUAGGAUUGUAGCAGUGCUUUGCAGCGUGUGUGGGUUCGGUGUUCACGAAAGAAAAAGAAGAGGAUGGCCAAAUAAAAAAUAAAAUAAAAAAAAGAUGGGAAGAAGAAUAAAACCCAAGCCUUCUGAAGCUAUGACCUGUAGUAGCCAAGCCUGGCUGGCGAUUGCACACGCGCCGCGGGCCGUGCGUGUCCCGGAGGGCUCCCGAGGCGUCCCCUCCACGGGCGGGGAGGAGGCUGCUCCUGCCCCCUCCAUGACUUGAUUGCACUAGAGCAGCUCAAUCUCAGGAAAUUGCUUGUUACUUUUACUGUGUAAAUAAAGCUUCCUGGUUCAAUAAGC
Messenger RNA from Oenanthe melanoleuca, 5017 nucleotides. It is a transcript of the gene FAM53B, whose product is annotated as family with sequence similarity 53 member B. NCBI's taxonomy places the organism in Eukaryota, Metazoa, Chordata, Aves, Passeriformes, Muscicapidae. Gene Ontology annotation, cellular component: nucleus. The transcript is spliced from 5 exons. Gene Ontology annotation, biological process: protein import into nucleus; positive regulation of canonical Wnt signaling pathway. Bases 494 to 1573 code for a protein of 359 amino acids. The record is from RefSeq and is a predicted model, not a curated record.